This is a messenger RNA of Loa loa (African eye worm), 260 nucleotides long. RefSeq lists its product as hypothetical. The record is from RefSeq and is a predicted model, not a curated record. The transcript has a single exon. The annotation marks the transcript as partial. NCBI's taxonomy places the organism in Eukaryota, Metazoa, Nematoda, Chromadorea, Rhabditida, Onchocercidae.
UAUUUUACCCUCCGAUAGAUGGAAAAAAUAUAGGAGGUGGACAUGAAAGAGGGAGAAAAAAGGAAGGUGAGCAAGCAAAAAAAGUUAUUGUCAUCGUGUGUCGUGUGCAUCCUCCAUCGGUUGUUUCGGAUUGGCCUAUCAGAUAUUUUCCAGUUUGGCUUUCCUGCUGUUGGUGUUCCUCAUGCAAUGACCUUGAAGUGAAAGCUGAAGUUCAUCGAGGUCAUCUUCUUCAGUCUCCUCCUAUAUAUCCGUUAUUCUAG